This is a messenger RNA of Juglans regia (Persian walnut), 1263 nucleotides long. RefSeq names its product glycine-rich cell wall structural protein 1.8-like. NCBI's taxonomy places the organism in Eukaryota, Viridiplantae, Streptophyta, Magnoliopsida, Fagales, Juglandaceae. The transcript is spliced from 2 exons. Bases 1 to 1263 code for a protein of 420 amino acids. The record is from RefSeq and is a predicted model, not a curated record.
AUGGGAGCUUCGACGGUGGCUUGGGUCCAUGGGGGUGAUUGCCGAAGGAAGAUGAGCUUGAUAGUGGUGGUGCGAUGGCGCAGUGGCGCAAGCGUUGAGACCCAUUUCGGGUUGCUCGCGUGCUACGAAGGGAGGAGCUGCCAAGGGGCUUCGAUGGUGGGGUUUGCUCGCCGGCGUGAGGGGAAGCCGGUGACGUGGUCGGUGACACCCACGGUGGUGCAUGGCUGCUUGAGGGAGGAGAUCGGAGCCCUCCUCACUCGUGAAGGACCUAAUCACAUUCCCGAGUUUGGCCAUGAUGUAGUACAUGGCACUGGUGUCGGGUAUGGUGGUGGAGGAUCAGGAGGUGGCUCUGGGUAUGGAGGCUCAUGGGAACAUGGUGUUGGUGGCUAUGGUAGUGGAGGCGGUAGUGGAGAAGGAGGUGGAGUAGGCUAUGGAGCUGCUGGUGGACAUGGUGGAGGAUACGGAGGAGGUGGUGGUAGUGGCGGCAGUUAUGGUGUAGGAGGAACUGGAUAUGGGAUCGGUGGUGGUGAAGGAGGAGGAGGGGGAUAUGGAGCUGGUGGUGAACAUGGGGUAGGAUAUGGUGGUGGUGGUGGAGGAGGAAAGGGUGGCGGUAGUGGUGGUGUUGUGGGAUAUGGAGCAGGUGGAGAGCAUGGUAUUGGUUACGGAGGUGGUGAAGGAGGUGGUGCCGGAUAUGGAGCUGGUGGUGAUCAUGGAGCUGGAUAUGGUAGUGGCAGUGGUGGAGGAAAAGGUGGUGGUUAUGGUGUAGGAGGGGAGUAUGGUGCUGGUUAUGGAGGUGGUGAAGGGGGAGGUCACGGUGGUGGCUACGGUGUAGAAGGAGAACAUGGGGCUGGCUAUGGAGGGGGAGGUGGUGGUGGGACAAAUUAUGGUGCUGGUGGAGCACACGGAGGUGGAUAUGGAAGUGGUGGAGGAAUAGGUGGAGGUUAUGGUGGUAGUGGUGGUGGUGGUGGUGGCUAUGGUAGUGGCAGUGGCAGUGGCUAUGGUGUUGGAGUUGAACAUGGGGUAGGAUAUGGAGGUGGUGGUGGGAGUGGCGGCGGUGGUGGCACAAGUUAUGAUGCUGGUGGAGCACACGAAGGUGGAUAUGGAAGUGGUGGAGGAACAGGUGGAGGUUAUGGUGGUGGCGGCGGCGGCGGCGGCGGCUAUGGUAGUGGCAGUGGCUAUGGUGUUGGAGUUGAACAUGGGGUAGGAUAUGGAGGUGGUGGUGGGAGUGGUGGAGGUGGUGGCCAUGGUGGCUAUUCCCCUUGA